AAGUUGGAACUGCAUAGUAUACCCGGCAAUCUCCGGAUGGCUUGCCUCGCCUAAGUCUAUUCAGCAAAGUCAAUCCUCACCGCGCCGCCCAACGUCAAGAUGCCCAAAGUUUACAAGCCCGGAAAAGUCGCCAUCGUCCUGCAGGGCCGCCAGGCAGGCAAGAAGGUCGUCGUUAUUAAACAACUCGAUGAGGGAACCAAGGAACGGCCAUACCCCCACGCUAUCGUUGCUGGCAUCGAACGCUACCCACGAAAAGUUACGCGGACUAUGGGCGCCAAGAAGCUGCAGCGGAGAAGCCGCGUUAAGCCUUUCAUCAAGGUGAUUAACUACUCGCAUCUGUUCCCCACGCGUUAUGCUCUGGAGUUGGAGAGCUUGAAGGGUUCCGUGGCUGCUGAGACCUUCAAGGAGCCAUCACAACGGGAGGAUGCACGGAAGAACAUCAAAAAGUUGCUUGAGGAGCGUUACCAGACUGGAAAGAACAAGUGGUUCUUCCAGCCCCUUCGCUUCUGAUCGCUUCUUUUCAUAUCUGUGGUGCUUGGGAGACGACAUAGCAAAACUACAUGUACACCACAUGUCCCUACAUGACGCAUGCUUUUUAUGCACCAUUGCAUGAUAUUUCUACCUGCACGCAACACUUACCGGUAUAUCGGUGUGACUAUCGUAACUCGCGGGCUUUCGCAAGUCACGCCAGUCGCUAGCUAUUCACAUGCACACCAUGGUCAUUGUUUGUCCUGAAUGCAACUUGUUUGCCGAGUAGCCUUUGUGCGAUUCAGUUUUGGUCAGACUUUGUGAACAGAAUGUUGUUCGCACAGAGUGCAGCUAUAUGUUACACUAGUUGCCACUUCUUAUGAGGUUCUUUGUUUGUUUUUUCGUGAUUCGAGU
Suillus paluster is the source of this 882-nucleotide messenger RNA. RefSeq names its product 60s ribosomal protein l27. Gene Ontology annotation, biological process: translation. Gene Ontology annotation, cellular component: cytosolic large ribosomal subunit; ribosome. NCBI's taxonomy places the organism in Eukaryota, Fungi, Basidiomycota, Agaricomycetes, Boletales, Suillaceae. Gene Ontology annotation, molecular function: structural constituent of ribosome. Bases 100 to 510 code for a protein of 136 amino acids. The transcript is spliced from 5 exons. The record is from RefSeq and is a predicted model, not a curated record.